Molecule: messenger RNA, 1794 nt
Organism: Hymenoscyphus albidus
Lineage: Eukaryota; Fungi; Ascomycota; Leotiomycetes; Helotiales; Helotiaceae
Source: the annotation of a GenBank genome assembly
GAGGGUAGAAGUUGUCAAUAAAUGAUCGGGGUCCACGCGAAGUCAAUCGCGAAGAGGUUUGCAACCUGCCUCUGAGCGCGUAGAGUUGAUGAGCACAGCGAAAAUUGGUGGAUUGGAGAAGGUCGUGGCAAUAGUUGCAGGAGUGGUAGUCGUGACAGUAGUCGUGAGCCGACCAUGCAUAGGGAGUUUGGAAAAAAGUCAGAAAGUAGAAGGUAGAGAGACAGGCAGAGAGGUUUUAGUGUCGGUACAGUACCGUCCUUACUUGAAAAAGGGUUCGUUGCGACUACCUAGCGAGGUACUUGGUGCUUGGUAGGUAGGUACUUACAGCUGGCCCGCUGUGCUGUAUGCGACAGACUGACUGGGCCGUAGUUUGCCAAGCCUUAAGCUUUAGGUACUGUCAGCUUGCUCCAGCCUCUAUGCGAUCCCAGCAACCGACCUUUUCAGUGUCCACUUGGUGCCACUCUUCUACUACUAUUCACAGUCGGUGCCUCAGGCCAUCAGGUCUACUGCGAAGCCUUUCAACCCUCCAACGUACGAAUCCUCAGUCACUACCCAGCAGCAUCAAUUGAGCAACAACCUCAACCGCGGUCAAUUGAGGAUUCCUAUUCACACCCUCGAUAAUUCCCCUCCUUCUCCGUAAAAUGCUUUCAAGAGCUGCCAGACCGGCUUUGAGAGCUGGCGCCACGGUGGCUACCCGGUAAGGACUUUGGACGAAUGAAUAUGCGGGUGUUGACGGAGCAGACGAAGCUUCGUGGAAGCCCGAGGUCGCCAGAGAAAAUUGAUGAUGGAAAGCUAAUACCGUUUAAUGGCAGACGCGUCGCCCCAAAUGCCGCCAACUUCGCGACCCUCCGUGAAAUCGAGGACCGAUUGAAGUCAAUUCGAAAUAUCGAGAAGAUUACCAACACCAUGAAGAUUGUCGCUUCAACCAAGCUUACCCGUGCCCAACGUGCUAUGACCAGCUCCCGACAAUACGGUCAAACCUCCAACACCGUUUUCGAUAAUGCGGAGACCAAGGCUUUGGAAGGGGAGAACAAGAAGACCUUGAUUGUGGUCGCAAGCUCCGACAAGGGUCUUUGUGGUGGUAUUCACUCCGGAAUGUCUAAGCAGGUCCGUAGAAUGCUUCUCGAGAAGCCGGAUGCAGAUAUUGUGGUUCUCGGAGAGAAGUGCAAAGCUCAAUUGAGCAGAUCAAACGGCAGGAACAUUGUGUUGAACUUUGCUGGUCUUGGAAAGGAUAUCCCAACUUUUGCCGAUGCUCAAGCAAUCGCAGACCAAAUCUCCCUGUUGCCAACGGACUACGCUUCAAUUCAGAUCGUUUACAACAAGUUUAUCAAUGCCACCAGUUACGAGGCCACUCCAAUUGAGGCUUUCUCGGAAGAGGCCAUUGCCAACUCCCGUAUGUUCCCGAAAAUAGAUGUACAAGCUCCAAGCUAACCAUAAAAACAGCCAACUUUUCCGCUUUCGAGAUUGAGGAUGAAACUCUUGGAAACCUCCGAGAAUACGCUCUUUCCAACUCUUUGUACUGGGCUCUUGCUGAGGGACAUGCCUGUGAACAAUCUGCUCGUCGUAAUGCUAUGGAUGUGAGUAUUUUGCUUAAUUGAUACAUAAUUUAACACUGACAAAAAAUCAGAACGCUUCCAAGAACGCUGGUGACAUGAUCACCAAAUACCAAAUUCUCUUCAACCGAACCCGUCAAGCCGUCAUUACUGGAGAAUUGGUUGAAAUUAUUACCGGUGCUGCUGCUUCGGAAGAGUAGAGAGGGUUGUUUGUGAAUAUGUAGUCUAGUCAAAGAGUGUU